GGGACUGGCACUAACGCAAAUAUAAGAUGGCGGUUUAAGAAGACAUAACAAACUUAUUUCCUCUUUCGACCAACAUCUAGAUAGCGCUAACUUUGUGUGGCUAUUGGUAAACCUAUAUAAAGUCGUGCCUGAGACUGCUGAUAAACGCUUGUUGCUGUGAUGGUGAUUGUACUAGUGACGGGGGUCUGUGGCUCGGGCAAGACAACUAUUGGAAGAUACAUUGGCAAACAGCUGUCGUGGCCAUUUGUCGAUGCCGAUGACUUCCACCCAGCAUCAAACAUCGAAAAGAUGAAAAAUGGGAUUCCCUUAACUGACAAGGAUCGCCUGCCCUGGUUAAUUGCACUCAAUGAAGUUGUUAAAAGAUGGAAAAGCCGAUGUGAAUCAGGUGUCCUGGCCUGCUCUGCUUUGAAAACAUCCUACAGAAAGAUAAUCUUGCAAGGAACCUCGGGUAAAUCAACGAGCGAGACCCCGCCACAAUAUCCGCGAGACAAUAAGGGGUCGAAAGAUGUUGGUGAUUUCCUUAUUGUGCUAUUACAAGGAUCCAAAGACUUGAUUCGUGAGCGAAUAUUAAACCGCAAGGAACACUUUAUGCCAGACUCUCUUCUAGACUCGCAGCUUGAGGUUCUUGAGGAGCCAGAAAGUUCGGAUUACACACUUAAAGUCGGUAUUGAACGGAGUGUUGAAGAAACUGCAAAUGAGAUCUUGACCUGUUUGAAAGCCCUGUUUGACGUAAAUGUCACUGUUCACAGCACCGUAUAGGUUAGACUCGACCUCGGUGCGUAGACGAAAUUUGCUGGGGGGGGGGGGGGGUGAGGGAGAUAAGUCUUGACCUAGGCUUCUAGUAAUUCUCAAGCCUUUUAUAUGUAUAAUAUUUAUUUCUGUUUCUUUUUCCAAACAUUAUGAGGAUUAACAUCAUAUUUAUUUUUGUUUACGAGAUGCCUAAUAAAAUAUAUCUAUGCCUA
Molecule: messenger RNA, 962 nt
Organism: Nematostella vectensis (starlet sea anemone)
Lineage: Eukaryota; Metazoa; Cnidaria; Anthozoa; Actiniaria; Edwardsiidae
Product: probable gluconokinase
Exons: 6
Coding region: 160-759 (199 amino acids)
Cellular component (GO): cytoplasm
Molecular function (GO): gluconokinase activity
Source: RefSeq, a predicted model, not a curated record